Danaus plexippus (monarch butterfly) is the source of this 540-nucleotide messenger RNA. It is a transcript of the gene Muted, whose product is annotated as biogenesis of lysosome-related organelles complex 1 subunit 5. The transcript has 4 exons. Gene Ontology annotation, cellular component: transport vesicle; BLOC-1 complex. The record is from RefSeq and is a predicted model, not a curated record. Bases 157 to 540 code for a protein of 127 amino acids. Lineage: Eukaryota; Metazoa; Arthropoda; Insecta; Lepidoptera; Nymphalidae.
CGGAGCUGUCACGAGGUACGAUUAUUAUAAAAUUCAUCAUUAUAUUUAUCUUAGGGCACGUUAAAUAAUAAAAAAUCUUGUAACUUGUCAGAAAUCAGUGAAAUUUGGUCCAGGUUAUUUGACCAUCGCCCUUUCCUUAAUGGUGAAAUAAAGUUUAUGUUAAAAGAAUUUGAGGAGAAGAGAGGAGACAGAGAAGUUGAAAAUUUAUUUGCAAUUCUUGAAAAACUCACAGAUAUAAAAGACACUCAGUUGGAAAAAGUUGAAAAAGCUUCUAGUACAGCAUUACCAGUUCUUGCAGAAAAAUUAAACCAAGCUUUGCAGCUCUCAGAAGAAAUAGAAGCAGAUUAUCUUGAACUACAAAAGAAAAGUAAACAAAAGUUGGCUGAAAACAAAGAAAAACGACAACAAGAAUGGGAUCAGUUUAUUGAUGAUAUGAACUUUAAAUGCCAGAGAAUUGACAAUACAUUUGAAGAAAAGGAAGAAGAGUUACGAGACUUGUAUGCUGAUCUUAAACAUAAGUUGAAUAUAACUGACAAAUAA